AUGUCUAUGAAAAUUCCACCUGCAAAGGAUCUAACUUUUGGAGGCAAAACAGUUUUGUUAGGUGGUGAUUUUAGGCAGAUCCUACCAGUAAUUCCACAAGGUAGUAGAGCUGAUACUGUCUUAGUUUCGAUAAGUCAUUCAUAUCUAUGGAAUAGCUGCCACAAGUUCUCUUUAAAAGCAAAUAUGCGAGUCAAUCAGGAUGAGAAAGAGUUCUCUGAGUGGCUUCUCAAAGUCGGGGAAGGUCGUCCAGAAUCAGGACAAGAAGAUGAGGAUGAUGCCUACCAUGACCAAAUGGUAAUCGUCGACAACUCAUUGGUCCAAGAGACUAAGGAUGAGUCAUUAAAACAACUUGUCGAUGCCUCGUAUGGUGAUGUCAACAAAAUAAAGGCCUCCCAAAUUUCCUACACUGAUAAAGCUAUACUUACACCCCGAAAUGAUACAGUCGAUGAAAUCAAUGCAUAUACAAUCUCCAAACCGACGGGGAGUCAAGAGACUACUACAGUUACGAUAGCCUUGAGGUUUCGGAAACUCAAUAUAAUCUCAAUUCCAUGGAGUUUCCAGGAUUGCCAUCUCAUAAACUCACUCUCAAAGUUGGGGCCCCGAUUAUGCUUCUGCGAAACAUAA
Molecule: messenger RNA, 624 nt
Organism: Brassica napus (rape)
Lineage: Eukaryota; Viridiplantae; Streptophyta; Magnoliopsida; Brassicales; Brassicaceae
Exons: 1
Coding region: 1-624 (207 amino acids)
Biological process (GO): telomere maintenance; DNA repair
Molecular function (GO): DNA helicase activity
Source: RefSeq, a predicted model, not a curated record